This is a messenger RNA of Penicillium samsonianum, 642 nucleotides long. RefSeq lists its product as uncharacterized. The record is from RefSeq and is a predicted model, not a curated record. Lineage: Eukaryota; Fungi; Ascomycota; Eurotiomycetes; Eurotiales; Aspergillaceae. The transcript has a single exon. Bases 1 to 642 code for a protein of 213 amino acids.
AUGUCCUCCCACCCCCUCGAGGUCCUGGACCUAGACCCAACCAAACCCAACCUCAACACAAGAGACCUAAACGCCAACCUCCUGCACACAGACACCUCCCUCCAAAAACGCUACACAACAAUCUCAAUCCCCUCAACCUACGGCCGCCUCAACUCAAGCCCGGCCGCCGGCACAGUAGUGGGCAUCGUACUGGGCAGCGUAGCAGGCUUCGUCCUGCUAAUGUACGUACUCUUCCUAGCCGUGAACCCAGGGGGUGUCGCACGGGGAGGCGUCGCAGCACCAACCUCAUCCUCGAUCUCAAUGUCGAUGUCAAUGGACGAAGAAGAGAUUGUGGAAGUGCGCAGUCGGCGCGGCUCAUCUGCUGGACGGCGGCGACGCGACGUCAUCGAGGUCACCGAGGAAAGGGAGAAUUUCCGUGAUAGUUAUCGACGUCGUCCGGUGUCGAGACAUGAUCACGUCGUUGUUGAGGAGUCUUUGGCUACUUCGACUGGGGAUGAGGAUGUUAUUGAGGUUGAGGAGGAGGAGUCGAGUGUGCCUUCUGAUGUUUCGCCGCGUCCGCCGCGGAGGUCGAGGAGGGGCGGAGUUAGACAUGUUGAUCCUAUGGCUUAUGGUGGGGGUAGUGAUUAUAGUAGUCAUCGGUGA